CCUGUGCCGGCUCCAGCCGCUUGAGGGAACACUGAGCGAAAGGUGGUUUCGGCUGCCAGCGCUACGCACAGCACAACCAACAAAUCCUCCGCUUAUUUUUCGCGGUGGGGUAAUAAACACCGGGGCAAGACGAAUGGAUGUUACGGCCAACAUGGAGUAAAGGCAGCGACUUCGAUCAUUUGAAGGAAGGAAUUGUGCGGCGGUGGAAUCGAAGCCCGGGCGUCUGAGACGUGAAACAGGUGAGCGAGCGGUACCGAGAAAUGGUGAUGUGGAGCUCAGCAACAAGUUGGAGAUGGCCCGGAUCGGUGGCGAUUUGUGCUAACUUUAAAAUGUGUGGACGGGUUUGACGCGCCGACUGUUUACUCCUCCAAUCAUGCUUUCCGUGCUUUAAAGCAGGUCAAAAAGUCGAAGUGGCCGUGAAAUGGCUGACGGAGGGAAGAGCAGUUGGUGGAAGUCGAUGACCAUGAAAAAGAAGCCGAAGGAGUUGACGGACAAGCAGGAGAGCGUGCAGUUCUCCACAGACAAAACAGCGGCCCGGGAAAAUAAACAUCCCAACCUGAUGGAGGAGAAAGAAUACUUGGACCCCAAACUGGAGAAAGGCUUUAAUGAGAAAAACACGCGCAGGAACCUGAAAAUCUCCCGCUCCGGACGGUUCAAGGAAAAGCGCAGGGUCCGAGCGACUCUGCCCGACAGCCCCAAGUUUUUUGAAGGGACGGCGAAUGGAAAUGCAAAGGAUGAAAACUAACGCACUAUCCUGUUUCUGGGGCAUCGACAUAAACACUUGUCAACAGACACUAAUGGCAAAUUUAGCAGCCCUUAAUAUAGGGGUAAUAUAAGAUAGGGAAAACCUGAAAUUAAAGUGUCAAUUUAUUUUACUUUGAAUAUUUCAUGAAUAAUGUGUUAAAUAUUUAUUUGUUGUAAUCUAGAUACCUAUUGUAGAUAGAUAGAUUUUUAUGGCUACUGUAUUAUUUUCCCCAUCAAGUCCAUCGCAGGUUCGAACCGCGGACCAGCUCUUGUCCUGGGUCAGACGUUUAUUUUGGGGGCGAGGGGAGGGAAGUAAUUCUUAAGCAAAUUUUGUUGUUGUGGCUCUGAUAAGCAAGGUCAACUUUUGAUCUGAGCAGUUGUUCGUUUGAAAUGAAAAGGAGAUUUUUUUAAAUAAAAAAAGAAAUAUUUUCA
Messenger RNA from Amblyraja radiata (thorny skate), 1176 nucleotides. Its product is annotated as proline-rich protein 15. The transcript has a single exon. NCBI's taxonomy places the organism in Eukaryota, Metazoa, Chordata, Chondrichthyes, Rajiformes, Rajidae. The record is from RefSeq and is a predicted model, not a curated record. The coding region runs from base 422 to 745 and encodes 107 amino acids.